UUGCCCUAGUAAUCCCAUUUUUAAUACUGAUCCCUGACCUUUGACCUGAGAAUGCCUUCUCGAAGCAUCUCCUUUCACACCGUCAAUAGCAAACUUUGGAAACUAUAAUUGUCCCUGUGGGAAGAUCCGCCCAGGGUGCUCAGUGGCCACCUGGGAGCCUUCACUUCUUUUUUUUUUUUUUAAUUUAUUUAUUUUUUAUUGAUUAUGCCAUUACAGUUGUUCUAUUCCCCCCUUCAUUCCCCUCCACCCUACCCCCCGUCCCCACCAUUACCCCCCCUUUAGUUUAUGACCAUGUGUCUCAGGUUCUUUAGAUUCUAUAUUUCCCAUACUAUUCUUGCCCCCCCCACCUAUUUUCUAUCUACCGUCUAUGCUACUUAUUUUCUGUACCUUCUCCCCCCUUCUCCUCCUCCCACUCCCCUGUUGCUAACCCUCCUUGAGAUCUUCAUCUCUAUGUUUCCACUCCUGAUCUAGCUGUCCUUUUAGUUUGCUUUUGUUUUAGGUGUGGUUGUUAAUAACUGUGAGUUUGCUGUCCUUUCACUGUUCAUUUUUUUAACUUCUUUUUCUUAGGUAAGUCCUUUUAACAUUUCAUAUAAUAAGGGCUUGGUGAUGAUGAACUCCUUGAAUUUGAUCUUAUCUGAGAAGCACUUUAUCUGCCCUUCCAUUCUAAAUGAAAGUUUUGCUGGAUAGAGCAAUCUUGGUUGUAGGUCUUUGGAUUUCAUGACUUGGAAUACCUCUUUCCAGCCCCUUCUUGCCUGUAAGGUCUCUUUUGAGAAAUCAGCUGACAGUCUGAUGGGAACUCCUUUGUAGGUGACUGUCCCCUUAUCUCUUGCUGCUUCUAGGAUUCUCUCCUUCAUUUUAAUCUUGGCUAAUGUAAUUAUGAUGUGCCUUGGUGUGCUUCUUCUUGGGUCCAACUUCUUUGGGACUCUCUGAGCUUCCUGGAUUUCCUGGCAGUCUAUUUCCUUUGCUAGAUUGGGGAAAUUCUCCUUUAUUACUUGUUUAAAUAAGUUUUCCACUGGUGGCUGUUCCUUCUGGUACCCCUAUAAUUCGGAUGUUGGCGCGUUUAAAGAUGUCCUGGAGGUUCCUAAACCUCUCCUCAUUUUUUUGAAUUCUUGCUUCUUCAUCCUUUUCUGUUUGGCCAUUAUUUGCUUUCUUCUGGUCCACUCCAUUGAUUUGAGUCCCAGUUUCCUUUUCAUUGCUAUUGGUUUCCUGUGCAAUUCCAUUCAUUUCAAUUAGUUUCGCCUUCAUAUAUUUGUCUAAUUUGUGGCUAUAAUCAACCAGAUCUGUGAGGAUCCUGAUCACCAGUGUUUUAAACUGUGCAUCUGAGAGUUUUGCUAUUUCUUCAUCGCUUAGAUUUAUAGGCUCUGGGGCUUUGAGAUCUUCUUGAGCCAUUUUUGGUCUAUUCUCGGCCAUUAAGUAGGAGGAGCGGAGCCUUGGACUCCCAGGUCGCUGGGUUGUGACGCUGCAUGUGGGGGCGUGGUCAGAGCGGGGAAAUGGCACCCCCCUCUGCUGUUUCUCCCUGCUGAGCAGAGCCUUAGGCGGUUCCCCAUGCCCGGGCCACACAGGUCGCUGGGUUAUGACGCUGUAUGUGGAGGUGGGGUCAGAGUGGGGAAAAUGGCGGCGCCCUCCGCUGCAGCUCGCCACUGGGGCCUGCUGGGACCCAUCCAAUCGCCCACUCCCUCGCUUGUCUAUCUGCGCACGAAUGCGCGACCACAGUCAAAUCUCGGCCCUGCUCCCUGGCUGUUUCCCGUGGUCGCUCGCUCGGUCGCUCACUAGGUCCAACCCUGCGCCUGGGUUCCGCGUGCCCGAAUCCGUCUGACCGAGUUUUCCUGUGCAUUCCCGCUCCUCCAGCUGCUGGUUUCGCUCCUCUUACCGAUCAGGCUGAAGAAUUUGUUGUUAUGAGACUUCCAAAAAGUUCAAUUUUCUGUAUUCUGGCUGUGUUUUCUGUUGCUGAUAUUUAGUUGUCUCCAAACUUGGUUGUGUGAGAAAGCACAGUGUCUCCACCUGUGCCUCCAUCUUGGCAGAAGUCCUCCGAGCCUUCACUUCUUGACUGCAAAGUUUUGCCCUGCCUCUGACCAGCAAUGGAGAGAGGGCGUGCCCAGCAGUGGCCUCAUCCCUGCCUUGACCGGAGAGCUGAGUGGGGAGAUUGGCCAGGGACCUCCGGAGGGAUCAGCCUUGAGGUGGAGACACAACAAGGGGCGGGGAGCUCUGCAGGCAUGGGCAGGACAGAGUAGGUGAUAUCUUGUCCAGAGACAGAGCCUGACACUCCCUGAGCCUCUCCCACGCCCCUGUCCCCAUGGACCGCACCGUGGUGCUCAUCACCGGCUGCUCCUCCGGCAUCGGCCUGCACCUGGCCCUGCGUCUGGCGUCAGACCCAUCUCAGAGCUUCAAAGUGUAUGCCACUUUCCGGGACCUGAGCACGCAGGGCCCACUGUGGGAGGCGGCUGAGUCCCAAGGGUGUCCUCCAGGCUCCCUGGAGACAUUGCAGCUGGAUGUACAGGAUGCAGAUUCUGUGGCUGCAGCCAAGGCACGAGUGACCGAGGGCCGCGUGGACGUGUUGGGUGAGCCUCCCCAAAAUGCCUGCCAGAGCCUUCCCUGCCCUGUGUCCAAACCUAGGUGUCCCGAGGCCCAGGGAGCACCAGGACCCCGGCUGGGGCGGAGGGCAGUGCGGGAGGCACAAGGGGUUAGACCUCUCCUCGCAGUGUGCAACGCUGGUCGGGGCCUGCUCGGGCCGCUCGAGGUGCACUCAGCUGACGCCGUGGGCUCUGUGCUGAACGUGAACUUGGUCGGGACAGUGCGGGUGCUUCAGGCCUUCCUGCCGGACAUGAAGCGCCAGCGAUCAGGACGCAUAUUGGUCACCGGGAGCAUGGGAGGCUUGAUGGGGAUGCCCUUCAACGAUGUUUACUGUGCCAGCAAGUUCGCGAUCGAAGGUUUAUGUGAGAGUCUGGCGGUUCUGCUGCUGCCCUUUGGGGUCCAUGUGAGCCUCAUCGAGUGCGGCCCUGUGCGCACCGCCUUCCAGGAGAAGUUCCAGGACGGCCUCAGCGUGGUGCUGGACAAUGUAGACGCCCAAACCCAAAACCUCUUCUCCCAAUAUCAGCGCCACAGCAAGCAGGUCUUCCGCGAGAAGGCGCAAGACCCAGAGGAGGUGACAGAGGUCUUUCUCACCGCGCUGCGCGACCCGCAGCCCGCCCUGCGCUACUUCAGCUCCAAGCUCAUCCUGCCCAUGGUGCAGCUGCGCCUCGCUGACCCCAGCGGCUGCAGCUACGUUGCUGCCAUGCACCGCUUAGUGUUCAGUGACAAGCCCACCACCACCGGUCCCGACAGUGCCCCAACCGAGGCCGGAGCUGGAACUGGGGGACCCUGAGCUCGGCGCUCCUCCAGGUGCCCCGCAAUAAAGGCCUGGUCCCCAUGGUC
This is a messenger RNA of Artibeus jamaicensis (Jamaican fruit-eating bat), 3411 nucleotides long. It is a transcript of the gene HSD17B1, whose product is annotated as hydroxysteroid 17-beta dehydrogenase 1. The coding region runs from base 2294 to 3361 and encodes 355 amino acids. The record is from RefSeq and is a predicted model, not a curated record. Gene Ontology annotation, biological process: estrogen biosynthetic process. Gene Ontology annotation, cellular component: cytoplasm. NCBI's taxonomy places the organism in Eukaryota, Metazoa, Chordata, Mammalia, Chiroptera, Phyllostomidae. The transcript is spliced from 5 exons. Gene Ontology annotation, molecular function: estradiol 17-beta-dehydrogenase [NAD(P)+] activity.